UCAUUAAAAACAAAUAUACAAAUAUUUCACAUUUGCUGCAAAUUCUAUUUUUCUUCGAUAUGAUAAUAUUCCAAAUUGUUUUUUAUAUUAUACGAUCUAUACAAUAUAUGAACUACUUUUAAAAAUGGCGUCGUAUAAAGUAGCGCUACUAUAGCAAAUAGAAUAAUGAAAAACUUAAACUUUUGAUUUAACUCAAAGUUAUAACAAACGUAUAAGAAUUUGAAAACAUAUUAAAUCAAUCUAAAACAUACUUUUCUUCUAUACAGUUUUAUUUUAAUUUUAAUUUGUUCUAUAUUUAUAGUUCAUUAUUCAAAAAAACAAUAUAUAAUAAAUGAUUAAAUAAUAUAAAUGAAUUUUGAAUAUUUUUAUAAAUAUUUAUUUAAUACAUUAUCAAUUUACUUUAUCAUUCAAUAUUAAUUAUUUAAAAGUAAUACAGUGAAAUUAUUUUUCAUUAUAUUAAUUAAAUUCUUUCAAGUAUAAUUAAAUCUUAUUAAAAAAAUAAAAUAUAAAUAUAUUUAUAAAUAACAUAAAUAAAGAAAAUAUUUUUAAAUUAAUCAUGUUUAAAAUUAUCAGUGUAAAUAAUAUAUAUUAUUUUUCUAUGAAAAAGAUAAGAUUAUUUAGUAAUUUUGUAAAAAUAGUAGAAGUCGGACCUCGAGAUGGAUUACAAAAUGAAAAAAAUAUUGUUCCAACAGAAAUUAAAGUUGAAUUUAUUAAUAAACUAUCAAAAAGUGGAUUAAAGAAUAUAGAAGUUACUAGUUUUGUGUCUCCAAAAUGGAUUCCACAAAUAGCAGAUAAUGUAGAAGUAUUCCAAAAAAUUAACAAGAAAAUGGAUAUUUCUUAUCCAGUAUUGAUACCAAAUAUAAAAGGUUUAAAAAAUGCUUUAAAAGUUGGUGUAAAAGAAAUAGCUAUUUUUGGAACUGCAUCUGAAACUUUUUCAAAGAAGAAUACCAACUGUUCCAUUAAUGAUAAUAUGAAAAAUGUUAAAAUAAUUAUUGAAAAUGCAUUAAAACAUGAUAUUAAAGUCAGAGGUUAUAUAUCAUGUAUUGUUAAUUGUCCUUAUGAAGGUAAAAUUAAACCAAAAAUUGUAGCCAAUUUAACUGAAUUCAUGUUACAAUGUGGAUGCUGUGAAAUUUCUUUGGUAGAUACUAUUGGAAUAAGUUCACCUAAUAAAAUAAAAAGUUUAUUACAUGAAUUGAAACAUAUAUCAAGUGAUAUGAAUAAAUUUGCAAUUCAUUGUCAUGAUACAUAUGGGCAAGCUUUAGUUAAUAUUUAUGCUAGCCUUGAAUGUGGUAUAAGAACUUUUGAUUCAUCUGUUGCUGGUCUAGGAGGUUGUCCGUAUACACUUGGAGCUUCUGGAAAUGUUGCUACAGAAGAUUUACUUUAUUUGUUACAUGAGCAAGGUUUCAAAACUGGAGUCAAUCUCAAUGAAAUAGUGAAAAUAGGAGAAUUUAUUAGUACUCAGCUUCAAAGAAAAAAUCAAUCUAAAACAGGAAAAAAUCAUAAAAAAAAUUUGUUAUCAAUAAGAAGUACUAAAUUUUUUCAUUUUAUUUGGUUAAUUAAAAAAUUCUUUUAAAUUGAAAAAAUGAUGUUGCAAUUUUAUGAUUCUAAUAUUUAAAAAUUUGUAUUUGUUUAUAUAAAUGUACUUUAGUACAUCAAUAAUGAUUGGUAAAUUUGUUACAAAGUUAAUACAAACAAUACCAACAUGGGAAGUGACAAAAUAUUAUGGAAGAGUGUGCAUAUAUCAAUUAAAAUGUCUAAAAUAUAAAAUUCAAACAAGCGAAGCAUGGUUUAAUUUUAAGUGCAAAUUUAUGCCUGGUAGUUUGAAUAAUGAAUUAGAAUGUGAAGAACCUAUUAAAACUAAAGUUAAAAAUGAAUCACAACAACAAAAAGGACAAAAUGAAUCAUCUGAAACAAAAUCACAAAAUCAAUGCAAGAAUCAUGAAAGUGCAACUUCACUUAAUGAUUUAAAGAAUACUUAUGUUAUUAAUGAAUUAAUGCCACAUACAAAGAAACAAGAAAAAGAUGAUAAAAAGAUAAUAAAAGAUAAUAAAAAAUAUCAAGAAAAUGAAAAAUAUAUACAUGAAGAAUAUGCAACAAAGAAGGAGAGAAAAGUAUAAUAUAAUUUUAAUCUUUAUUACUAAUGACAUUUCUUUUCAAUGAAAAAUUUUUAUUAUAGAUGAAACGUGUUCAAUAAUAUAUGUAACAAAUUAGAAGAAUUUUUAAUUUGGAAUCUUUAUUAUAUUGUCUGGAAGUUUUAGAAAUUUUUACUUUAUUUGUAUUUAUAUGAUAUUAAAUAAAGUCUAAUGUAUUUUUUAAUAGAAGUAAAUAAAAAAAAUACUGACCAUAGGUUUAA
Apis cerana (Asiatic honeybee) is the source of this 2353-nucleotide messenger RNA. RefSeq names its product hydroxymethylglutaryl-CoA lyase, mitochondrial. Gene Ontology annotation, biological process: L-leucine catabolic process; ketone body biosynthetic process. NCBI's taxonomy places the organism in Eukaryota, Metazoa, Arthropoda, Insecta, Hymenoptera, Apidae. The record is from RefSeq and is a predicted model, not a curated record. Gene Ontology annotation, molecular function: hydroxymethylglutaryl-CoA lyase activity.